Cuscuta epithymum is the source of this 4370-nucleotide messenger RNA. Lineage: Eukaryota; Viridiplantae; Streptophyta; Magnoliopsida; Solanales; Convolvulaceae. The record is from the annotation of a GenBank genome assembly.
AAAUAUAAGAUUGUAUUCAAUAUACUUCAUAUGAAAUCCUAUACAAGAAGCUAUAUUUAUAGCUAUAUUUAGAGUCCUAGGGUUUCCUAUACAAGAUAUACAAAAUGGGCUAAGCCCAAUACUACUAGGGUUUCCACACUCCCCCUCAAGCUGGAGCAUAUAAAUCAUAUGUACCAAGCUUGUUACAAAUAUAUUCCACUCUAGGACCUCUAAGAGACUUAGUUAAAAUAUCUGCAAGUUGUCCAGUUGUGUUCACAUAUUUUGUGAUGAUAUGUCCACUGGUGAUCUUCUCUCGGAUAAAAUGACAAUCAACUUCAAUAUGUUUUGUCCUCUCAUGAUAUACCGGAUUUGAUGCGAUGUGCAUUGCAGCUUGAUUAUCACACAUGAGUUGAGCUGGUUUUGUGUUUCCAUAUUUUAACUCUUGGAGGAGAUGCUUCAACCAUAAGAUUUCACAGGUAGCAAGGGCCAUUGCACGAUAUUCUGCUUCAGCACUAGAUCUGGCAACCACAUCCUGUUUCUUACUUUUCCAUGAAAUUAAGUUUCCACCAAUCAAGAUGCAAUAUCCCGAAGUGGAACGUCUAUCCAUCGGACAUCCGGCCCAGUCUGCAUCACAGUAUCCCACAAUAUCACGGUGGCCUCGAUCUUCAAACAACAAUCCUUGUCCUGGAGUUUUCUUGAUGUAUCUCAAAACUCGAAUAGCUGCAUCCCAAUGUCCAGUACAUGGCUUAUCAAGAAACUGGCUAAGAACACUUACCGCAAAUGAAAUAUCUGGUCUCGUGAUGGUAAGAUAAUUCAAUUUUCCGAUGAGUCUUCUAUAUUUUUCCUUGUUGGGCAAAAGAUCUCCCUGUUCUGAUACGAGUUUAACGUUCGGAUCCAUUGGUGUAUCCACUGGCCUGCAAUCUAGCAAACCUGUUUCCUCAAGAAUAUCCAAGGCAUACUUUCUUUGUGAGAGAGCAAUUCCAUCUUGAGACUGUGCAACCUCAAUGCCAAGGAAGUAUCUCAACUUUCCCAAGUCUUUUGUUUGAAAUUUGCUAAACAGAUGUUGCUUGAGGAGAGCAAUUCCUUGAUCAUCGCUACCUGUAAUGACAAUGUCAUCAACAUACACAACAAGAUAAAUACAUUUGUUGCCAGCAGAAUGUCUGUAGAAUAUAGAAUGAUCAACAUCACUGCGAAUCAUGCCAAAGCUGCAAACAACGGCACUGAACCUCCCAAACCAUGCACGUGGAGAUUGCUUCAAGCCAUAUAAUGAACGACGUAAUCUGCACACCAUACCAGACUCCCCCUGAGCAACAAAUCCAGGUGGUUGCUCCAUAUAAACUUCCUCGUGCAGAUCUCCGUGAAGGAAUGCGUUUUUAAUAUCCAAUUGGAACAAUGGCCAGCGGCUCAUUGCUGCCAUGGAUAAAACCAAACGAACUGAUGCAAUCUUCGCUACAGGAGAAAAAGUGUCAGUGUAAUCCAAGCCAUAUAUCUGAGUAUACCCUUUCGCCACAAGGCGUGCUUUAAAACGAUCAAUCUCCCCAUCAGGCCCAACCUUAACCGUGUAAAUCCACCGACAUCCCACCACUGAUUUGCCAGUGGGAAGGGGGACUAAGUCCCAUGUCCCACUAGAAUGAAGAGCCUCCAUCUCAGCCAACAUGGCUUUACGCCACUCUGGGUGUGUCAGUGCCUCAUGUGUGGUUUUAGGAAUGCAUAUAUGAGAUAGGUGGGAAAUAAAGGCAUAGUAAGGGGUAGAGAGGCGGUGAUAACUCAAAAAGUUAUAUAUGGGAUGUGGAUUCAAUGUGGAACGCGUACCUUUUCGGAGAGCAAUUGGCAAAUUAUCCUGAGUGGUGUCAAGUGCUGGAGUAGGUGAUGGUGGUGAUGCAGGAUCCGUCAUAGGGGAAUCAACGGGCGUGGCCAUGAUGGGCUCAAUGGGAGGAGGUCGAGGACGUCGAUGGUAUACCUGUAAUGGACGAUCUGACAUAGGAGGGCAGUUUGGGUGCUCAUCAGAUGGGGGGUUAAUGGGAGGCUCCUGAUGGAUGGGCCGAAGAUAUGAGGUGAAGUCCAAACAUGAUGGGGUAUUAACUGAAGAUAAUGGAUAAUAAAAGGACGACUCAAUGAAAGUGACAUCAGCUGAAAUAAAAUGUUUCUUAAGUAAUGGAGAAUAACAACGAUACCCCUUUUGGAGUCGUGAAUAUCCAAGAAAGAUACAUUUUAUUGACCUAGCCGCCAUUUUAGCUAAUCCCGGUGUCGUAUCAUGGACAAAACACACACACCCAAACACAUGAGGUGGUAAUGGAAAUAAAUCACGAGCAGGAAACAAAAUAGAAUAAGGAAUUUCAUUAUUAAGAACUGAGGAAGGCAUUCUAUUUAUUAAAUGACACGCAGUGAGUACAGCAUCUGCCCAAUACUGAGGUGGUGUAUGGGAAUGUAAUAAUAGGGUACGAGCAGUAUCAACCAAGUGCCGGUUCUUGCGUUCAGCAACCCCAUUUUGUUGAGGCGUGUGAACACAAGAAGAUUGGUGAAGCAUACCCCGUGAUGUCAUGAAUUGAUUAAAGGAUGCCCCAAAAAAUUCUUUAGCAUUGUCACUGCGUAAAAUUUUGAUAGAAUGACCAAACUGAGUUUGAAUUUCAGCACAAAAAGUUUGAAAAAUAUGAAACAAUUCAAAACGCUCUUUCAUUAAAAACAACCAUGUGUAACGGGAAAAAUCAUCCACAAAAAUAACAAAAUAACGGAAACCUAAAGUAGAAGUGACUCGAUACGGACCCCAUACAUCUGUAUGAACUAAAUCAAACGGUGAUGUAGCCCGGUUAUUGACUCGCCUUGGAAAGGAUUUACGAGGUUGUUUUCCAAGGUGACAUGACUCACAUUCUAAAGAUGAAAGAUUGGAGAAACCUGGAACCAUACGUUGAAACUUUGAGAGACUAGGAUGACCCAGACGAUUAUGUAAGGUAAUAGCAGGUUCAACUGAAACACAAGCGAUUGGAUCAAGAGGAUGGAGGUGAUACAGACCUUGAGAUUCAUGGCCGACGCCAAUUGUUUUCCCCGUACAACGGUCCUGCACAAUCACAGAAUCAGCAGAAAAUGUUACGGAACAAUUAAGAGCACGUGUAAUUUUACUGACAGAGACAAGGUUAAAAGGGGUGUUUGGGACAUAUAAGACUGAGUCUAAUGGUAAGGAUGAAAGUGGAAGCGCUUGCCCAAUACCCGAAGCCGAAGUUUGAAGGCCAUUAGCAAGAGUAAUCAAAGGAAGAUGUCGGUGCUUGGUAAUAUGGGAUAAAAGAUUGGGAUUACCAGAAAUAUGGUCCGAGGCACCUGAGUCAAUUAUCCAUGAGCCUGCUGUGUUUGAAACGCAAGCGGUAGACAUCCCCGUUGUAGAUAAUGGCAUAUUAGUCAACUUAAAUUGCUGAUAUGCUGCAUAUUCUUCUGGAGACAGAACAAUGGGAGAUGGUGGGAUCUGAGCAACGGUGACUGGGGUAGGAGGUCUCCCAUGUAAUUUCCAACACCUGUCUUUAGUAUGACCAAUUUUAUGACAAAAAUCACAUUUAGGACGGUUCCGUCUUGAGAAUCCGGUGUUGUUUUCUCCGUCAGAAUUCAUAAAAGACAACUUGUUUUUUUCUUUUUUCUUUUUUUUCUGUUUUUUUUUUUUUCUUUUCUGUCUUUUUUUUUUUUUGUUUUUUUUUUUUUUUUUUUUUUGUUUUUUUUUUUAAAGAGCAGCAAAAAAUAAAAUAUUUAAAGUAGUGCAACUGCAAUUGAAGUGAAGCAGCCGUAAGGUUGAAGGCAUCAGGUUGAAGCACUGUAGCUACACAAGGAUGAAGGAAAACAGACCUCUAUCAUCUUUGGGAGGUGCGGACGACGGCGAAGGGAGACUGCAGGGCGGCGGCGGCGAGCGUACGACGCAGGGAGACGGCGGUCGGCGGCGAGCGUACGACGCAGGGAGACGGCGGUCGACGGCGGCGGCGCGGUCGACGGCGGCGGCGCGUUUGACGGUGGCGGCGCGUGAAGCGGUCGACGGCGGCGAGUUUUACGUCGUUCUGGUCGCCGGAAACUCAGGAUCUUCCGCUGGUUGGAGGUGUCAACGCCAGAUAAGCAGAGAGAGAGAGAUCUGCAAAAAUGAAAAACUGCAGAAGUAUGCUUCAGCGGCACGUGGUGGCGCGUGGAUGAUGCGGCGCAGGUGAUUCCUCCGGCGGUAAGUCACGAUGUACCUUUGAGCACGGCGGUAGGUUGAUAUCACUACCGAAAGCACUCAAUUGAAAGUGACGACACUGUUCACGCCGGAAUUCUGACCGGAAAUUACACCAGCAGAAAAAAAAAAAAAAUCAUAAACACUACACUAAUAUUGCCACACUGGCUCUGAUACCAUGUGAAAUAUAAGAUUGUAUUCAAUAUACUUC